AUGACCGGAGGUGCGCGUAUUGUCGUGGGUAUCGACUUUGGCACGACGUACAGCGGUGUCGCCUUUGCUCUUGAGUCCAGUCCUGACGAUGUUGAGGUUGUCAGAGUCUGGCCAGGAGCGAGAAAGAGUGAGUUCAAAGUUUUGAACCCCAGCAAUCAAGAGCUCAUAUUCGCAGGAACAACGCCCAAAGUACCUACAACUAUCUCCUAUGAGAACGGAAAGCUCCUGUGGGGCUAUCAGACACCGAUGUUUGGCGAGGUCGUUCGCGGUAUCAAGCUUCUGCUUGACCCGACUCAGGAAAUUGAUUACACGCCUGCAGUGCAGUCAAAGGAGAUAUUAGCAAAGUAUGACAAAGAACCAGUUGACGUUGCUCGCGAUUACCUUCAGCUUCUGGUCAAUUCGGCAAAGGAGACCCUCCGCCGUCGGUUCGGGAAUGCUUUGGAUAGCAUGGAGAUUCGGUUUGUACUGACGGUGCCUGCUGUUUGGACUGACAAAGCCAAGAACAUAACCCUAACUGCAGCGACUGAUGCCGGCAUUUCUGCGCUCGAUGUGACCCUGGUAUCGGAGCCCGAAGCAGCGGCUCUGUCAUGCCUCAACGCAAUCCAACCCAAUACCAUUGAGAACGGCGACGUGGUUAUAAUAUGCGAUGCGGGUGGUGGUACGGUGGACUUGAUCUCGUACCGGGUGAAGAGCAUCAAUCCUCUUGAAUUAAUGGAAGUCACAGAAGGAACUGGGGCAAUAUGCGGAUCUGUACUUCUUGAUAAGCGGUUUGAAAGCUAUCUGGUCGGACUUUUUGGGGAGAAAACAUACCAGAGCGUAUCCCACAGAACUCGUGAGACAGCGUUGAAUUACUGGCAGGACUUUGUGAAGCCAAAUUUUGCCGGUCUCUCGAUUGAAGAUGAUGACGAAUAUUCCGAAGUGGACUACUCCGUGCCUAUAAGCGGUGUUGGUGACAAGCCAGAGAUAGGACUGGAGGGAGGAUUCUUGAAUAUGACAAAGGAGAACGUCGGGGGCAUAUUUCUUCCUGUCGUCGAUGAAGUUGAAAGACUGGUACAAGACCAGAUGGUACAAAUAUCCAUGGCUGGAAUGCGGGCCAAGGCUAUCUUUUUGGUUGGAGGCUUUGGUUCUUCCGAAUAUCUCUUCCGACGAUUGCAAUCCGCCGUGGUGAAUGUGACUGUGAUGCAGCCCCCUAAUGCAUGGUCCGCCGUUGUUCGUGGAGCGGUUCUGCGAGGGCUAGGAGGGAAUCAGGUAGGAGAGCGAAUUGCUCGAUGCCACUACGGCAUCAAAUUUGACAUCGAGUACAAUCCGCGGCGUCAUAAUGCAGCGGACAAAUACUGGAACGCGUUGACUGAAAAGUGGUACGUGGGCAACCGCAUGAAGUGGUACAUUGAAAAGGGGAAGCCUAUCUCUGAGGACAAGCCGAUCAGAAUGAGCUGGUCCCGUAACCUGCCAAAGGUGUCUUGCAUAGAAAAACUGAAACAAGUCACCACUUCGCUGUACAUCUGCAACCUCGACGACGCACCAGAUCAUCUCACUGAGGAUGUCUUCAAGGUCUGCACUUUGGAGGCAAACCUCAGCGCAAUUCCACGCAACUUGUUCCGCAGUAAAACGAAUUACGCGGGAGAGGAGUACUACACAAUCCCUUUUCAGAUUGCCAUGACACCUACUUCUGCCUCUAUUUUGUUUAAUCUUGAGUUCAACGGAGUGUCUUAUGGAUCGGUGCAGGCCAAGUAUUAA
Aspergillus lentulus is the source of this 1737-nucleotide messenger RNA. RefSeq names its product Hsp70 family protein. The record is from RefSeq and is a predicted model, not a curated record. Gene Ontology annotation, molecular function: ATP-dependent protein folding chaperone; ATP binding. Lineage: Eukaryota; Fungi; Ascomycota; Eurotiomycetes; Eurotiales; Aspergillaceae.